Molecule: messenger RNA, 818 nt
Organism: Mytilinidion resinicola
Lineage: Eukaryota; Fungi; Ascomycota; Dothideomycetes; Mytilinidiales; Mytilinidiaceae
Exons: 4
Coding region: 1-402 (133 amino acids)
Molecular function (GO): oxidoreductase activity
Source: RefSeq, a predicted model, not a curated record
AUGGCCUCUGCUUCUUCGCAACCUCCGAAAUACGUAAAAGUCACUGUUUACAUAACACGCUCACCUGACUGCACCCACGAGGAGUUCCAUCGGUGGUGGACCGAGAAGAAUGCUCAGGUCUUAAUGCAAAACGAGGUUUUCAGAGAAAAUAUCCGCAGAUACAACCAAUAUCAUAUCACGCCAGAGUUGAGAGAGGCAGUGGAAGACGCGGGUUUACCAACGCUUGACUAUGAUGGCGUGCAAGAGUUGUGGUUUGAUAGCGUGGAUGACUGGAAGGAUGUGAUGAGCAAUCUUGACUUUGUGAUGGCGAUUGAUGAGGAUGAAUCGCGUUUCGUAAUACAAAAUCAAAGAGUGAUGAUUGGGUAUGAUAACCUGGUUUUUGGAAAGGAGGUUCUACCAUAGUUGGUAUGAUAGAAGAGAUUUGGGAUAAUUAGGCAGGCCUAAGAAGAAUACCAAAGAUGGACUGGCUCCCGUUUAUGCACCUCAGCGCUAUGCACGGUGCUUCGUCAUAAGAAUCCGUACAAUAUCUUGCCACUUCAUAUGGUGCCUUAUACCAUUUUGGGAUUCUAGAAUGGACGUAGUUCAGCGUCUUGGGCAACUGGAAAUAUCGCGGGGCCACCCUAGACAGUGGUAGAGGGGUGCACACUGACAGGAGGAGUUAGUCAUCGCCACGUUGAGGUUGGGCAUUUUGGCGGAAGUUCUAGGACAAUCACGGCUAUGUCAGGGUCGGUCUCACAAGGUAGGGUGGGGAUGCGCUACAACGCAGUUAGUAGGUAGCACUUAGUAGCACUUACAGAGUACAUCAGCGAGACGAAGUU